AUGAUUGGCAAAGGAAAAGCCGACAAAGGCACAGCCGAGAUAGGCAUGGCCGGCAAAGGUAUGGCCGACAAAGGCAAGGCCGACAAAGGCAAGGCUGUAAAAGACAAAACUGUCAAAGGCGCGAUUAAUAAAGAUAUGCCCAGAAAAAGCAUGACCGAUAAAGACAUAGUGGGAAAAAUCAUGGUCAGCAAAGACCUGACUGGGAAAAGCACAACCGGUAAAGGCAUAGACGGCAAAAAGUUAAAAAAGGAUACCAGUUACAAAUCCAUUUUGGAAACCACAGAUAGCAAAGAUAGAAGCAAAUUCAAAAAGCGAAACGGUUUUUUUGAUGAUGACACCGAUGGUUAUGAUAAUGCCGGUGGCGAUAACGCCGAAGUGAAAGAUGGAAUUGAAGAAAAGGAAGAAGAAUCUGACGAAGAGUCUAAACAAAAAGAUUCUGAAACGAAACACUACCGAUGGGAAAUUAGUGGCGAUGAUCGUCCCGUUCGCGUCAAACCAGAGAUUGUCAUUCCAAAUUUCGGGCAGUACAGAAAGGAGAUGAAAUUUGAGAUGAUUCUCAAAGCUAUGAACGAUUUCAUAAUUCGCAAAGAACGAGUGACUUCGAGUAAAGAGCUCAGUUUCGCAUCAAUAGCUUUUAUCCGACCGUCUUUUGCCAAUAAGUUGUUUCAGCAAUAA
Acanthosepion pharaonis is the source of this 675-nucleotide messenger RNA. Lineage: Eukaryota; Metazoa; Mollusca; Cephalopoda; Sepiida; Sepiidae. The record is from the annotation of a GenBank genome assembly.